UGCGUCGGGCAUUGGCCCGCAGACGUCAUCUCGUGCCCGCGCGGAUCAUUUUGUGCUUCUUCACAUCUUCUAAACCUGCAUCAUGCUUCGAGUACAACCUUGCCUACCAAUCCGGCGGCGCUGGUAGCUGCACAUCAUGUCCAAGGCCAAGUCACAGGCCUACCAACAAGCACAACAGUCUCAAUACUACGCCUAUCCACCUCCUUCGUCCGGCUCCUUCUUCUGGGGCUUUCUCCUCGGACAACUCACUCUCGCCCUCAUCCUCUUCAUCUUCAUCAAGUUCUUCAUUUUCGGCGACGCGCCCUCCGCAGACGAAAGAGCUAGUGCACGCGCCGCAGCCCGCCGCAAUCGAACGCUCUCCUUCUCCCGGGCACGCGCCCUGUCCACCUCGACAGCCCUACGACCACGUCCUUCGGCUCCUGCAAUCCUCAAACCUCGGCCCGAUGGAGGACUGACUGUGCAGAAGAUUCUGGAGAAGACGUACUACAAUGUUCGAGGCCAUCAACCCGAGAGUCUGGACUGGUUCAAUGUGCUGAUUGCACAGACUAUCGCACAGCUCCGAGCUGAUGCGCAGGAAGAUGAGGCAGUGCUGGGUAGUCUGACACAAUUGCUCAAUGGGACGAGUAAGCCAGAUUUCAUCGAUGAUAUUCGGGUUACGGAGAUCAGCUUGGGAGACGAGUUUCCCAUUUUCAGCAAUUGUCGGGUCAUACCUGUGGAUGAGAACGGCAGUCCCUUGAAAGAGCUUACUGGACAACGGGGAGAGAGAUUACAGGCGAGGAUGGAUGUGGACUUGAGCGAUGUGGUCACGUUGGGCAUUGAGACCAAGUUGGUGCUCAACUACCCCAAGCCGUUCGUGAUGGUAUUACCUGUGGCGUUAUCUGUGAGCGUGGUCAGGUUUAGCGGGACCUUGAGUCUCAGCUUCAGUCCCAGCAAUCAGCCUGGACCAUUUGAGCAAACAACGAAAGAAGGUGGUGUUGGCUUGGAAACGCCAGGCGGACGAGCGGAGUCGAAUGAAGGACAUCCUUUGAACCCGACAGGUCGAAGCCCGACGACUUUGACUUUCACUUUCCUGGACGACUACAGACUGGACCUGAGCGUACAUUCGCUGAUUGGCAGCAGAAGUCGGUUGCAGGAUGUGCCAAAGAUUGCGCAGUUAGUGGAGGCCAGGAUACAUCAGUGGUUUGAUGACAGAUGUGUCGAGCCUCGUUUUCAGCAGAUUGUGCUGCCUAGUCUGUGGCCAAGGAAGAAGAAUACCAGAGGUGGCGAGGAAGAAUCCGCCGUCGAUGACACGGCCACUGCGCAGAAUGAUGGGAGCAGUGAUCUGAGACCGCCCAAGACAAGGACGUCUGAUGGUGCAACAAAAACUUCUCCUGAGACACCGGUCGCAAAACCACCCAGCGGGCCUCAGACGACUGCCGAGCAGAGGACACGAGACUGGGCAGCACAGCAGGUGAAAGAUGUCGCGGACAAUAGCAGACCGAGCACGUCAAGUGGCAAACGCAAAGACAACAGAAAAGAGGAGUUGAGUGAGAUCGAGUUGGCUGGACUGGAGAUGCGAGAGGCUGAUGAACGGGACCGCAGGAAACAGCAGAGGCUGAAGGCUGAGAACGAGCGAAGUCAUGAGAAUCUGCGAAUGAGGACUAUUCGAGAGGUCUCGCACGAUGGCGUGAAAGCGAAAUCAUGAGUUUGCGGCGUAAGGCUGGUCUUGGUGUCGCUUAGCAAGGCGUUGGUGGGAAAGCAUUCAGCAUCAUGAGGAUCUGCCGCGCUCGGAAGCAUACGGCGUAGACAGCGAAAGCGCCGACUAAAAAUCCUUUCGCGAGGCUCUCAAUUCUGGCUGCAAGACAUGGUCUAUUCGCGAAGUUAGCGUGAGCGUCAGUGAAGACAACCUGGACGAAAAGCUCUAUUCGAGAGUGUUUCGGAUGCUCUGUUCUAUAUAAUGAACUGGAUCCCACGAAGAAAGUGUCUCAACACUCGCACACCGUGCCUGAAACCAACCGAAAUGAAACGACCGUGGGUAAAAUACUUGAAGCCUCUAUCGGCUGUUCUUCUCAAGCUGCCCUCCUUCAUACACCAAACACAACACCAAAUCAUCAUAUCUGACACCGUCACGAGACCUGUAGUGAACUGGACCACCAUCUCCAGGGAAAGUGAAGUGUCAACACCUGAGAGUGAAUGUUCAUCUCUCAGAGCUCUUUCCGCGAUACUUCAGUGCUUUGCUCUCCUCCUUACUGGUGAUCACUCGAAGCAAACAGAAGGCAUCGAGAGCACCAUGGAGUAUACGACACUGCCCAACUGGGCAACAUCAUGCAUCAUCGGCGACUGGUUCAACACGAUCGACUCACCUUGGCUCAACGGCAGCAUUUACUUCGAGGACGUACAUUUCGGCGACUUUGUCCUCGUCGCGAUCCUGGCUACUUUUCUAUGGACGUUCCACUGUUCGAUGCAAGCGUUCGCAACCAAUGUUGCACCUGGACGACCAGGGACUCCAUUUCGGGUGUGCUUCUGGGAGCAUCUCCAAUCGGGAAAAUUCUGGCUACCAGCCUC
Messenger RNA from Cercospora beticola, 2544 nucleotides. It is a transcript of the gene MMM1, whose product is annotated as ERMES complex subunit MMM1. Gene Ontology annotation, molecular function: lipid binding. Gene Ontology annotation, cellular component: ERMES complex; endoplasmic reticulum. Lineage: Eukaryota; Fungi; Ascomycota; Dothideomycetes; Mycosphaerellales; Mycosphaerellaceae. The record is from RefSeq and is a predicted model, not a curated record. Gene Ontology annotation, biological process: mitochondrion organization; phospholipid transport.